AUGACUAUUAAUGAUUUAUUAAGGGGUCGUAGUCUGGAUCAGACAAGCUAUGAUGUGGGUGUUGACCGCUUAAUGUGGGAUGUUUGUACCCUACAAGUGUAUUUAAAAGAGGGUUUAAAGGUUAGCUGAGCUAAUAGACACAGACUAAGUUCAGAAGAUCAUCUCUGAAGAGCGGGGCAGCAGGUUUUGCACAAAACCUAAAAGACAACACAAAAUGAGUCGGGUAAAAAAGAUAAUUAAGAGGAUGAAGGUGAAAAAUGAACUGGUGCGACAGAUUAUGGGAGAGGUCUUAGGCACCUUUGUACUUCUGCUGUUUGGUUGUGCUGCAGCAGCUCAGGUGAAAACCAGCAGAGAAACUAAGGGGCAGUUUCUGUCUGUUAACAUGGCUUUCUCUGUAGGCGUCAUGUCUGCCAUGUACCUCAGCAGGGCAGUAUCAGGAGCUCAUCUAAACCCAGCUGUAUCUCUGAGUUUCUGUGUCUUGGGAGACCUAGCCUGGAUAAAACUGCUACCCUAUUCUCUGGCUCAAAUACUGGGGGCUUACCUCGCCUCUGGGCUUGUCUAUCUCAUCUACCAUGAUGCGAUUAUGGAGUUCAGUGGUGGAGUUCUGACCGUAUUUGGUCCUAAUGAAACAGCCAGUAUCUUUGCCACUUACCCAACUGAUGUGGUGUCAAUGCAGACCAGCUUCCUCGAUCAGGUGGUCGGCACAGCCAUGCUAAUGUUGUGCAUUCUACCUCUGAAUGAUAAGAGAAAUGCUCCUGCUCCUGAAGCACUGCUCCCUCCAAUUGUAGCAACUGUUGUCCUAGGGAUUUCCAUGUCAAUGUCGGCUAACUGUGGAGCUGCCAUAAACCCUGCCCGUGACCUUGGUCCACGACUCUUCACCUUCACAGCAGGCUGGGGCAUCGAAGUCUUCACGUGUUAUGAUUACUUCUUCUGGAUUCCAUUAGUGGCUCCUAUGGUGGGGGGCGUGCUGGGGUCCAUCAUUUAUCUGGUCUUCAUUCAGUGGCAUCUGCCUGAGCUUGAGGAUGAAUCUGAGUCUGAGGAGUUUAACGAACAAACAAAGGUCACGGAGCACAACAACAAAAAGGAUGAGUUUUUCCAUAAAAUGUCUUCACUUUAAAGACCUGGGGACCGCUGAAUCUAGCUCAUGGCGUUUCCAGAUCCUGUUUCCUCUCUUCUUCACAUUAUUUCCAGAUACUGUAACUAAAAAAUGGGAAAAGGCCAAAAAAAAAAAACACUGGGGAAAAUGUACUCAAGGUGGACUCUUAAAUCUUUCACAGAAGAGCUAAAGCCUUGAUAUACCGAAUGUUAUUUAUUAUUUCAACUCCCUUUCAUCCCUUCUGAAAUAUUAAACGGGGACUUACUUUCAACCACAUGAAGAAAAUUUGCCUUCACAUUGUCCAUUGUUUCACAGAAGUGAAUUAAAAGAUUUGUGUAUUGUAAUAUUAGCUAUUUUUAUUCUAGACCAGUGGCAGCUAUACACACACACACACACACACUAUAUAUGCUAGAACUUAUUUCAGCUCAAUUUAUUAAUUGUAAUCUUGGAGAAAUGUAAUAUAACUACAUAAAACUCUCAUAUUUGUUUGUUGCCUGCUCUUUCUAGUGUAUUUUGCAAGUAAAAGUUGUUUAUGUUACAUCACUGUUACAGUGUGCACUUUUGUGGUGUACAUUAACAGGUUCACAAACAAAGAGUUUUAAAAACCUGUUUGAAGCCACUAUUGAGCAAACAUUUAUCUGAACUUUGAGGAAUAGGUAUAUUGAUUAUAUGUACUCAGAAGGCCACCUCCAUUUCAUGGAAUAUCCUCUGUUGUGAGCCAUUAUUUCACUACACAUUAAAUUAAAGAUCUUGCUAUUAAAUAUAAUGUCAAUAAUAACUGCAACCAUACCGCAGGAAUACAAUUAAGUUAUAUCUUCUGUCAUGAAGAGGUUUCAAUAAUAUUACUGAUCAGGGAGUUAGGUUCUGUUUGAUUUCAUCCAGUGGUGUAGUCUAGUUUUUUGUAGUGGGUAUACUCUGAUAUUCCCUCCCAGGCCCCAGCCUCAUACUCACCGUCCCACAGCGACACCCCAUAAGCACCACCACACUCACUUUACAAUAUGCAUCUAUGUAACUGAG
Sinocyclocheilus anshuiensis is the source of this 2113-nucleotide messenger RNA. RefSeq names its product aquaporin 10a (gene aqp10a). Lineage: Eukaryota; Metazoa; Chordata; Actinopteri; Cypriniformes; Cyprinidae. The transcript is spliced from 6 exons. Gene Ontology annotation, biological process: water transport; glycerol transmembrane transport. Bases 215 to 1117 code for a protein of 300 amino acids. Gene Ontology annotation, molecular function: urea transmembrane transporter activity; water channel activity; glycerol channel activity. Gene Ontology annotation, cellular component: plasma membrane; basolateral plasma membrane. The record is from RefSeq and is a predicted model, not a curated record.